UAAUUUUUUUCGUAGAAAAACGAGAGCCAAUCAAAUAAAAACAAUUGAAUUUUUCUCGUCGUCUCUCCCUCCUCUCCUCUCGUUGAACAGACAAAAAAACACAAACACGGCUCUGUUCUGUUUCUCUAAAGAUUCUUCCCCAUGUUCUGUUCUGUUCUGUCGUAUAAUUGAUAUGAUCAUCUUCCUUCAGAUUCAUUUUUAACUCCGUUGACUCAGAUUAUCGUAAGAGAGGGAGAAAUAAGACUCCGACUCUGACUCGAGAUCCUCUUCCUCGGCCAUGCGACGCUGCUUCGCCGCCGCCAUAUCCCUCUCCAGAGAGGAAUCAACCUUUUUGUCAUUCUCUUCUUCGAAAGUAAUCUUCCACAAGUCUCUUCUUAUCCGUUCAGAUCCAAGACAUGUCCGCUAAUUCUCAUCCUACUACCAAUGUCCUCUGUAAUGCCGCCGCCGGUGCCGCCGCCGGGGUAUUUGCGGCAACGUUUGUGUGUCCUCUUGACGUUAUUAAAACGAGGUUUCAGGUUCAUGGCCUCCCUAAGCUUGCUCAUCCCAACAUCAAAGGUAGUAUAAUUGUUGGGAGUCUUAAGCAGAUCUUCAAGCAAGAAGGCAUGCGUGGCUUAUACCGUGGUCUUUCCCCUACCGUCAUGGCUCUUCUCUCCAAUUGGGCGGUUUAUUUUACAAUGUAUGACCAGCUCAAGAGCUUUUUAAUCUCAAAUGAUAAGGAUCACAAAUUUAGCGUUGGUGCUAACGUAAUGGCUGCCUCUGGUGCUGGAGCUGCUACUACUAUUGCCACUAAUCCUCUUUGGGUUGUCAAGACUCGUCUUCAGACACAAGGAAUGAGAGAGGGUGUAGUGCCAUACAAGAGUACACUCUCUGCUUUAAGGAGAAUAGCUUACGAGGAAGGGAUCCGCGGGUUGUACAGUGGACUUGUGCCUGCACUAGCUGGUAUCAGUCACGUUGCCAUCCAGUUUCCUACUUAUGAGCUGGUCAAAACCUACUUGGCCAACAAAGGUAACAAAUCAAUCGAUGAUCUCAAUGCUCGUGAUGUAGCAGUUGCCUCUUCAAUUGCAAAGAUAUUUGCUUCCACACUAACUUACCCGCACGAGGUGGUAAGAGCUAGGCUUCAGGAGCAAGGACACCAUAGUGAGAAACGUUACUCGGGGGUAAGAGAUUGCAUAAAGAAAGUGUUUGAGAAAGAUGGUGUUAGGGGUUUUUACAGAGGAUGUGCCACUAAUCUCCUGAGAACAACUCCUGCUGCUGCUAUCACUUUCACUAGCUUCGAAAUGGUUCAUCGUUUCCUUGUCACUCACUUACCUUCAUAGCUAAGCUCUAUACUUUAGAUUGUUUUUUUUUAUGAUGAUGAUGAUGACGAAUAGAUGUGUGGUUAAGUGAGAGGUAAACAGGGUUAUUUUUACAGAAUUAAAGAAGUUUAUUUACUCCCUUUUUUGGGGUUGAAUAGAUCAAAACAUGAGUUACGUU
This is a messenger RNA of Brassica napus (rape), 1473 nucleotides long. RefSeq names its product nicotinamide adenine dinucleotide transporter 1, chloroplastic. The record is from RefSeq and is a predicted model, not a curated record. The coding region runs from base 396 to 1316 and encodes 306 amino acids. The transcript has 8 exons. NCBI's taxonomy places the organism in Eukaryota, Viridiplantae, Streptophyta, Magnoliopsida, Brassicales, Brassicaceae. Gene Ontology annotation, molecular function: NAD transmembrane transporter activity. Gene Ontology annotation, biological process: NAD transmembrane transport.